Messenger RNA from Rotaria sp. Silwood1, 888 nucleotides. Lineage: Eukaryota; Metazoa; Rotifera; Eurotatoria; Philodinida; Philodinidae. The record is from the annotation of a GenBank genome assembly.
AUGGCCGUUGGUACAUUUUUUAUGGUUGAACAAGCUGAAGCAACAGAAUCAACAACACCUCAAAAUCUAUUUACAUCAUUAACAGAGCUAAAUAAAGAAUUUCAUCGUCAUUAUAUACAAGCUCGUGAUGAUCUUUGGCGUUUAACAACUGAAAAUGGUACAGUCUUCAUUAGAAAUGGCAGUUCUCUAACUUUUAUUCACAGAGGAAUUCGUUAUCCAACAAUCAAAACAAUACCACAGAUUUUUCAUCAAUUAAAAAGUAUUGCACAUAUUCCAAUUACCGUUCUUCUUCUUUGCAACAAAUGGCCUAGUUUGUCUGAUGAUACACUCGAACAAUACUGGAAACAGUUGAAUAAUCUUCAGCUACCAGAUUCAAUCGGAUCGGAACGUCAGUCAGCCCUUCGAAUUAUACAUGAAUCGCAAAUACUCAUUCGACAAAAGCUAAACAAUAGAAUGGCAGUUAAUCAAGGGCAUCUAACAGCCUACACUCGGGAUAUCUUGAAUGACCUGUUUGUUCUGCUAGAUGCAGCUGCUAUUGCUAGUUUAAAUUCAAUGCAUCGUGCCGUUCAAAAUUGGAUGAAUGAACAUAAUAUCAAUCGACACGAUUCAUCAAUAAAAGUGAUAGUUAUCGGUGCUCGAGCAGCUCGUCAAAAUCAUCUCGAUGCUACAUAUUUUGAGUAUCUUCUUGGUGCCAAUCAAAAACGAAAUAUUUUCUACGUUGAAGAAAUAUAUAAUGAUGAAAAGAAAAUCAUCUCAAUGUUUUCCAGUUGGUAUCUUGAAGAACAAUUGAGUAACAUUUUGUUUGAUGAUAAUAAUCGAAUGCAUAGUGAUUUGCUAAUGACUGACAAUGUACGACAGUAUAUGAUCGAACAAUUAAUUUCUUGUUAG